AUGCUGAAGACAUGGUGCCUGGCAGCUCUGUGCAGCUAUGUGGCACUCACUGGCGCUCAAAAAGAGUCUGCCACUGCAGUGCUCAGGAUGAACAAAGAGGUACUUAGCAAUGUCUUUUCUGGUACCCUUGAGCAAGGAGAUGCUCUACGAUCAGCCCUGAGAGAGGUUCCACUUAAUGGCAAUGGUGUUGGCGGUGUUCCCUAUAAUGACUUCCACCAUCGAGGGGAGCCCACGAGAUUUACCGAUGGCAAGCAACUUGGAGGAAAAUACAAAUAUGGCCUCGUUGAGUCCAAUGAAAAUGGCGCUCAGCUUGGAGGCAAAUACAGAUAUGGUGAAAUAAUAGAACCAGACGGGAGCCUCAGGGAUCUUCGAAAUGUCAAUAAUGCUUAUGGAGGUGUUAAAUAUCGUAGCGGUCGUUCUUCUAGGUCUGUUGAAGUUACAGCUGGUAGAAAUAAAUUUCGUGAACUGCGCCCUGGAGAGAUUCCUCCUGGUGUGGCCACUGGGGCUCUAGGUCCAGGAGGGCUAUUGGGCACAGGAGGAAUGCUGGCUGCAGAUGGCAUCCUGUCUGGACAGGGAGGUUUGCUUGGUGGUGGUGGUCUUCUGGGAGAUGGAGGCCUUCUUGGAGGAGGAGGUGUUCUUGGUGUCCUUGGCGAAGGUGGCAUCCUCAGCACUGUCCAGGGAAUCACAGGGUUGAGAAUUGUAGAGCUCACGCUGCCCAGAGUGUCUGUGAGGCUCCUGCCCGGUGUGGGAGUUUACCUGAGCUUGUACACUCGAGUGGCCAUCAACGGCAAGAGUCUCGUCGGCUUCCUGGACAUUGCCGUAGAAGUGAAUAUCACUGCCAAAGUCCGGUUGACCAUGGACCGGACAGGCUAUCCCCGGUUGGUCAUCGAGAGAUGUGACACCCUUUUGGGAGGCAUCAAGGUCAAACUCCUUCGUGGCUUGCUCCCUAAUCUUGUGGAUAACUUAGUAAACAGGGUCCUGGCCAACGUUCUUCCUGACUUGCUCUGUCCAAUUGUGGAUGUCGUGCUGGGGCUUGUCAAUGACCAGCUGGGUCUUGUGGAUUCCUUGAUACCACUCGGUAUAUUAGGAAGUGUUCAGUAUACCUUUUCAAGUCUUCCGCUGGUGACUGGUGAAUUCCUGGAGCUGGACCUAAAUACUCUUGUUGGAGAGGCUGGUGGAGGUAUUAUUGACUAUCCAUUGGGCCGACCAGCCUCUAUGCCAAAGCCUCAGAUGCCAGAAUUACCGCCCAUGGGUGACUCGACCAAUUCUCAACUUGCAAUUUCUGCCAACUUCCUGGGCUCAGUGUUGGCUCUCCUGCAGAAGCAAGGUGCACUGGAUAUAGAUAUCACUGAUGGCAUGUUUCCUGAGCUCCCUCCUCUAACCACAUCCACUCUGGGGGCACUGAUCCCUAAAGUUUUCCAGCAGUAUCCUGAGUCACGACCAUUAACCAUCAGAAUUCAGGUCCCCAAUCCUCCUGAUGUCUCUUUACAAAAAGAUCAGGCCGUGGUGACUGUCUUUGCCACUGCAGAAGUCAUGGUGUCCCAGCCAAAUGAUGUGGAAACUACCAUCUGCCUUCUUGACGUGGAUGCUCAACUCUUGGCCUUGUUUUCUGUGGAAGGUGAUAAGCUUAUGAUUGAUGCCAAGUUGGACCAGACAACACUAACCUUGAAAACUUCAAAUGUGGGCAAUUUUGAUGUCGGCUUGAUGGAAGUGCUGGUGGGCAAGAUUUUUGACCUUGCGUUCAUGCCAGCGAUGAAUGCUGUGCUAGGCUCUGGAGUCCCUCUUCCCAAAAUAUUGAACAUUGACUUCAGCAAUGCCGAUAUUGACGUCUUGGAGGACCUCCUUGUGCUGAGUGCGUGA
This is a messenger RNA of Gracilinanus agilis (Agile Gracile Mouse Opossum), 1860 nucleotides long. It is a transcript of the gene BPIFB4, whose product is annotated as BPI fold containing family B member 4. The record is from RefSeq and is a predicted model, not a curated record. NCBI's taxonomy places the organism in Eukaryota, Metazoa, Chordata, Mammalia, Didelphimorphia, Didelphidae. Gene Ontology annotation, molecular function: lipid binding. The transcript is spliced from 16 exons. The coding region runs from base 1 to 1860 and encodes 619 amino acids.